AUAGUGUUGAUGUUAUCAGGAAUACGCCUACUAUGCUAAAGUAAUCGUUAAUACAUAGCAUUUUGGUGUUGAUGGAAAUAUAUUAACAUUUGAAAUAUAACACAAUGAUUGAUAUUUAGACUUAACGACGUAUAGGGUUGCGCAUUUUUGAAUCAAUAUAUGUUUCUCUUUAAAUAACUGAAUGAUAAUAUAUAAAUUAAAAAAUUGAAAGUAAAAUCAAUCCUGUUGGAAAUGGCAACCGGUGGAGAAAACAUCAGAAAUGAAGACAUUUGCAGCGAUAUAGUUGGUGGAUGCGUAACGCUUAGAUCGUGUAUACCGUGUAUAAAGGAUAACACCUCCACAUAUGCGACUCAGUUUUGUACGAUUUGCAGUGAAUUCCUGUGUGAUGAUUGCAAACGGGGACAUAGUCGCUUCAAACCUGGAAAACAUUCAUUUAUAAUAGCAGAAGACGUAAUUAAAGUACCUGUAGUUGUCGACAUGAUGGAUAUUGACAAAUGCGAAGAACAUAAGAAAAAAAUAAAAUUCUUCUGCAAAGACCACUCGUUAUUGUGCUGCAGUACAUGUGCAUUCAUUCACAGGGCAUGUAUAAAUGUUGACGAGUUAGCAAAAAUUGCUGAGGAGAAAAGAGAACUAUUGAAUGAUUUAAAAAGAGAUUUAAUCCAAGCUGCUGGGAAAAAAAGCGAUAUCAUAAAGGAUUGCAUACACAUGAAACUAAGUUUAAACGAAAAACUAAGCGAGCUUCCUAAAGAUAUUGAGACAUUAAGGGAACAAAUUAACACACUGUUUACCAAGGCAACCACAUACAUUAAUAGCCAAGCGAAAGAUGUUAUCGACGUUGAAUCAAAACGCCUCAGUGAAAGACAAACCUCUUCGGUAAAAGUUCUUCAAGAUAUCAACGAUAUUAUUCCCAUCUGUUCCGCUGUGGUCGAUAAUGGAACGCCUCAGCAAGUGUUUAUUUUUGCAAGGACAAUAGAGCGAAAACUAAACGACAUUAAAAUACACGAUGAUCAGCUACAAAACAGCCAUUUUACAUUACAAUUAUCAUUGACAUUUACGGAAGAGAUUUCUACACUUCUGAAGAUAGGAAGUGAUUUUGUGCAACUAAAAUCUCUCCGAAUUGAAAAAAAAUCAGGAAGAACAAUGAGAGCCAUUUCCUUCACGAGAGAACAUAGAUAUGUAGGGCCCGAUGGUUUGGAACAUGUCAUCGUUUACUACAAAGCACCCCCACACGCUGAUGAUAAAAGGAAACCGUGCUCGCACCAUGGAGAUCCGACUAGAAGUUGUCGUUGUACAGCGUAUUUUUAUAGAAUAAGAGGUUCAGCCCCCCGUAAGGGACCCCGGCCUGUUAGCAACAACACAAGUUAACUUGGAGUGGAAACAAUUAAAAGUACAAUAUUGUCCAUGACAUGAAGCAACUAUGACAUUUAUUCUUCAUUAUGGUAGGAGUCAGAUUUAAAGACAGUGUGUUUUUACAUUGAAGUAAUAUGAUAUGAAGUGUUUGAUCGUACGUUCCAGCAUUUGUCAACAAUACGAAUAUUGGAUACUUAUAUUCACUGUAAUCCUGUUAUAGUACUUAAAUUGAGUUAUGUAAUAUAUAUUAUAUUUAUUUGAUUUUCUUGUUUGAGUUAUUUAAACUAGUAUGUUGUGAUGUGGGACUCAGGGUGAGUGUUGACAUGACUUUUAACGUUUUAAACUCUCUCUAAAUAAUGCUUUGCAUGGACUCUUACGAGCGGCCGACCCCAGCAUUAAUUAUUUUCAUGUUAAAUAUUGAUAUAAGUACAUCAUUUCAUUUCAUAGGCAACUUGUUAAUGUCUUUAUAUAAAUAUAUCCUAGUUGUUUACCGAUAUUACGUUGACCACAAACACGUCUAUAUCUCUUACUGCUCGUAAAAACUGGAAAUCAAAUUCAAAAUACAGGUGGCGAACGCAGGUCGCCGUGGCGUUGCUUUUUUUCCGUCUAGAGACUUGGAGGUCACGCGAUGUUUAAAUAUCCACAAAGACACUAAGCACUGGCUCUAUCCGUUAAUAAGACAAACGCUUAUCAUACAGUCGAGCUGAAAUGAAAAGGUUUAACUUAAUACACUAAGCGCACCUUACAUCACCUUACUUAUUCUGAAAUACACGUUAUGAAAUCACAACGAUUUAUGUUCGAAAACUUUAAGGUUGUUGAAGAAGAAAGAAAUCGGAUAAUGUCGGGUAAAAUCGAGUUCGUACAACGCGUAUUGUUUCCCUACGAAAAUUGAAGGAUAAUGUCAAACGAUUAAUUGAAAUAAAUAUAUCGUAUAUUCUAUUAACAAUUAUCAUGAAGAUCACAACGCAUGUCGUACCGAUAUAAAAUGUGUGAAAAAAUAAAUGUUGACAUAGAUAUAAUAAAGGUGCUAUUUAUAAACGUGCCUACGUGCUUAUCUGUAUAGUGUGUUCUAUGAACGACAGGUGUGUUAAUUCAAUUUUCCGAAAAUAUUUACCAUCACACAGUAUUCAUUUUUUUAGAGACAAUACUAUUAAACGUUUUGUUUAAAACAUUUAACAUGUUUCAAGUAUUAACUUUGCGACAAAGUAGCGGAUGGAAAGUGUUGAAUAUAACCAAUCACUACACAAUCCAUUCUAUGACAUAUAUUCAAAGAGGACAUUUUACCAUAUCCAUCAUAGGUUUUGAUAACAUCAUGUUUUAGUAUCUUGGUCUGCAUCUUUUUUGUUUUUGGGUUGAGGUACCUGUAAUAAUCCUCCACCAUGAUAAUGAAAUGAUUUAUCUUUAUCAGGUGUUGUAUUCUCUGUAUUAUAAUUAUAUAAGAGUAUAUGUGUUUGUUAACACUAGAUCUAGACAUGUAUGCUUAUUUAGUUAGUUUCAGAUGUCAUUGGUUCUAUAUGUUACCUUUGUUCGCAUUAGAUUUUCUGAAAACUGUGUUAAUGGUUAUUGCUCCUGAACAUAUGGUGUUAAUGUAGUCAUGUUUUCACUGAAAUCAUAAUUUACGUCACCGAGCUAUAUAUAGACAAACAGUUGUUAAAUAUAUUCAGUAAGUUUUAUUUGUGUUGCACUAUAUGUACCAGAAGGAAGCACGGCAUUAAUUUGAAACACCCAAUCAUGUUUUCCUUAGAUGCAGAAGUUUUGCUUACAUGCCGGCGAAAGUUCAUGUGUGUUUGUUUUUGCAUAAGAACAUGGAUAUACAUAUUUUGGUGGGUAACAAUAACAUAUAACUGUAAUCAACAUUCAAAUAACUUACUUUAACAUUUUUAAACACACGUACUUUUUUGGUUAAAUGUUCCCUUAUUUGUGUAUAUACUUUGUAUUUGUAUUGUUCGUAUAUACAUCGAUUAAAAAGCUUCGGAUAAAAGUGUUCUAGUAAUGCGUGAUCUGAUGUAAUCCGAAGAACACAUAUAAUGUAAAAAUAUCAAAUCUAUGCUUAAAAUUCGGAAAUGCAACGUUCCAUUUGUUUUAAACAGCUAAUAAAGGCUUCGAAAGACAAACAUCCAUUGUCUUAAAAGUGGUUUCACUCCGUUUCAUCAGUAAAAAUUGUCAUGAGGUCAAACUGUAUAUUGCUAAAUACCAACAAAAAAGCCAGAUAUAAAAUUAUGUCAUUUUUUUAAACGAAUGCAUUUUAUAUUUAAAGCCUAAAAAAUUGGGUAAAAAAACAAUACUAUCCAGUGUGAUUAAGUGCAGAACAGCAGAGUUAAAGCAAUAUCAAGGCUUUAUGCUGACUAAAAAAUAAAUUCAUCAUCACUUUGCCUGUUGAGGUACUCUCUGUUUUCUCGGGCUGAGGCCUCAGACUUGCGGGGUCUUGGUUAGUAUGAAGUAUGCAAAUUUAGUAUGAACAAAGUAUGAAUAUAAAUUCAACAUGAAUUAUAAACCAAAACUAUUGUCACAUUUCACCAGUGUUGCGACCAUGUUUGUGUAUUUCACCUGCAAUUUAUGCAAAUGAAACAAAGCGCCACUAUUAUCUUUAGAUUAUAAUUCAAACGCCCCAUUCAAUCAAACCAAAUUGCGACAAAUGUCUACGGAGGCUGAGAUACUAAUGUUAGGUACCUAAUGACCCUUUUUUCCAGGAAAACGACAUUCUAUCAUCAAAAGAAGUAAAAUGUUUAUUCCAUCCAACCUGUAAACAUGCUAUCAUUAAGUGGUCAUUUGUAUUUUAGUGAUAUAGUUUUCAAGCUACAGCGGUGAAUAGUUCUGCUACUGUCAACAUCCAAAGAUUCAUCACACUAAUUAUACAGAUACAAUUGUUUAUUUCUUUGAAUAAUAACACAAAACCCGUGUGUGUAUUUGAAUGUCAUAGUAUGGCAUGUUUAAUUAUGCAGGUCUUUUAAAAUUGAAAUGAAAUAGAAGUGUCGGUGUCCUGUGUUGAAUAUCUCCUCACACGCCGUUUUUUCAGAGUGAAUUGCAAGUUGGGUUGUAAGAUUUUGUUUUACUUAUUUCAUUUUACGAAGACAUGCGUGGAAACAAUAUGCAAAUGUCAAAACAAAUAAAGCCUCAGAUACACGUUUCGUAAGCUAGUUCAUUGAGGAUUAUUAAUUUAUAACCCUAUAAUUGAUUCAACGGAAGCUUCCUAGCCAUGAAUCAACAUGCCCAUUUGUAUAUAGUUGAAAUAUGCAUGGACACAAUAUGAUCAUUUACAUUUAACAUAUCAAAAAUGGUUCAACUAAAAAAGCUUGAGCUAUGGUCCUUUUUCCUGAGUCUUUAAUUCAAAUCUGGCAAUAUAUGUUGUUUAAUUAUGCGUACUAUGCAAUUUUCGAGUUUUUAAAUUGAUUCUGUGGCAAAGGAAAAGUAUCAAAAAAGUAAAUAAAAAUAUAGAAGCAUUAGUUUUAAAAUUAUGCCGUGUUAUAUCCUUCAAUGAGAUCUAUAUAGCUUAGUUUUAUUUUUAAUGACUUAUUAUAGUUUGUGAAAUGCAUAGCGGACAAAAUAAUUGUGUUAUAUAACUGUGUUAAUUCUUGAUUCCGUGUCUGUUAUGAUCCCAUAGUGAUUGAAUAAAACGUAGUAGAGGGCUACUGCAUGAUGUUUCAUACCAAAUCUUGACCUUUUAUUUUCAGAGAUGUACAUGAUUGCUGAUGAAAUAUAAUGCACUACAUUA
Messenger RNA from Dreissena polymorpha, 5062 nucleotides. Its product is annotated as E3 ubiquitin-protein ligase TRIM33-like. The coding region runs from base 232 to 1365 and encodes 377 amino acids. The transcript is spliced from 4 exons. The record is from RefSeq and is a predicted model, not a curated record. NCBI's taxonomy places the organism in Eukaryota, Metazoa, Mollusca, Bivalvia, Myida, Dreissenidae.